Panthera uncia (snow leopard) is the source of this 3434-nucleotide messenger RNA. It is a transcript of the gene SLC26A5, whose product is annotated as solute carrier family 26 member 5. Gene Ontology annotation, molecular function: oxalate transmembrane transporter activity; bicarbonate transmembrane transporter activity; chloride transmembrane transporter activity. Gene Ontology annotation, biological process: transmembrane transport. The transcript has 18 exons. The coding region runs from base 34 to 2259 and encodes 741 amino acids. Gene Ontology annotation, cellular component: membrane. NCBI's taxonomy places the organism in Eukaryota, Metazoa, Chordata, Mammalia, Carnivora, Felidae. The record is from RefSeq and is a predicted model, not a curated record.
UCUCCUGCUGUUGAUGAAUAAUUUCGGAGUACUAUGGAUCAUGCUGAAGAAAAUGAAAUCCUUGCAGCAAGCCAGAGGUACUAUGUGGAAAGGCCUAUCUUCAGCCAUCUGGUCCUCCAGGAAAGACUUCACAAGAAGGACAAGAUUUCAGAUUCCAUCGGGGAUAAGCUGAAACAGGCAUUCACAUGUACUCCUAAGAAGAUACGAAAUAUCAUUUAUAUGUUCCUGCCCAUAACUAAGUGGUUGCCCGCGUACAAAUUCAAAGAGUAUGUGUUGGGUGACUUGGUCUCAGGCAUAAGCACAGGGGUACUUCAGCUUCCUCAAGGGUUAGCCUUUGCAAUGCUGGCUGCUGUGCCUCCAGUGUUUGGCCUGUACUCUUCAUUUUAUCCUGUUAUAAUGUAUUGUUUUUUUGGAACCUCCAGACAUGUAUCCAUAGGUCCGUUCGCUGUUAUUAGCCUGAUGAUUGGUGGUGUGGCUGUUCGAUUAGUACCAGAUGAUAUAGUUAUUCCAGGAGGGGUAAAUGCAACCAAUGGUACGGAAGCAAGAGAUGCCUUGAGAGUGAAAGUCGCCAUGUCCGUGACCUUACUUUCAGGAAUCAUCCAGUUUUGCCUAGGUGUCUGUAGGUUUGGAUUUGUGGCCAUAUAUCUUACGGAGCCCCUGGUCCGUGGGUUUACCACCGCGGCUGCUGUGCACGUCUUCACCUCCAUGUUAAAAUACCUGUUUGGAGUUAAAACAAAGCGGUACAGUGGGAUCUUUUCAGUGGUGUAUAGUACAGUUGCUGUGUUGCAGAAUGUUAAAAACCUCAACGUGUGUUCCCUAGGCGUCGGGCUGAUGGUUUUUGGUUUGCUGUUGGGUGGCAAGGAGUUUAAUGAGAGAUUUAAGGAGAAAUUACCGGCACCUAUUCCUUUAGAGUUCUUUGCGGUGGUGAUGGGAACUGGCAUUUCAGCUGGGUUUAACUUGCAAGAAUCGUACAAUGUGGAUGUCGUCGGGACACUUCCUCUGGGGCUACUACCUCCAGCCAACCCGGACACCAGCCUCUUCCACCUCGUGUACGUGGAUGCCAUCGCCAUAGCCAUUGUUGGAUUUUCAGUGACCAUCUCAAUGGCCAAGACCUUGGCAAAUAAACAUGGCUACCAGGUGGAUGGCAAUCAGGAGCUCAUUGCCCUGGGACUGUGCAAUUCCAUUGGCUCACUCUUCCAGACUUUCUCAAUUUCAUGCUCCUUAUCUCGAAGCCUUGUUCAAGAGGGGACUGGAGGGAAGACACAGCUUGCAGGUUGUUUGGCCUCACUAAUGAUUCUGCUGGUCAUAUUAGCCACCGGGUUCCUCUUCGAAUCAUUGCCCCAGGCUGUGCUGUCGGCCAUUGUGAUUGUCAACCUGAAAGGAAUGUUCAUGCAAUUCUCAGAUCUCCCCUUUUUCUGGAGAACGAGCAAAAUAGAACUGACCAUUUGGCUGACCACUUUUGUUUCCUCCUUGUUCCUGGGAUUGGACUAUGGUUUGAUUACAGCUGUGAUCAUCGCUCUGCUGACUGUGAUUUACAGAACCCAGAGUCCCAGCUACAAAGUGCUUGGACAGCUUCCUGACACUGACGUGUAUAUUGAUAUAGAUGCAUAUGAGGAGGUGAAAGAAAUUCCUGGAAUAAAAAUAUUCCAAAUCAAUGCCCCAAUUUAUUAUGCAAAUAGCGACUUAUAUAGCAAUGCUUUAAAAAGAAAGACUGGAGUGAACCCAGCGCUCAUAAUGGGAGCAAGAAGAAAGGCCAUGAAGAAGUAUGCUAAGGAAGUUGGAAAUGCAAAUAUGGCCAAUGCAACUUCUGUCAAAGUGGAUGCAGAAGUAGAUGGAGAAGAUGCCACAAAGCCUGAAGAAGAGGAUGACGAAGUAAAAUACCCCCCAAUAGUCAUCAAGAGCACAUUUCCUGAAGAAAUGCAAAGAUUUAUGCCCCCAGGGGAUAACAUCCACACCAUCAUUCUGGAUUUUACACAAGUCAAUUUUAUUGACUCUGUUGGCGUAAAAACUCUGGCCGGGAUUGUAAAAGAAUAUGGAGAUGUCGGUAUUUAUGUGUAUUUAGCAGGAUGCAGCGCACAAGUUGUGAAUGACCUCACUCAAAAUCGAUUCUUUGAAAAUCCUGCCUUGAAGGAGCUGCUGUUCUACAGCAUUCAUGAUGCAGUUUUAGGCAGCCAGCUUCGGGAGGCGCUUGCCGAGCAAGAAGCCACCGCCGCCCCUCCGCAGGAGGACUCAGAACCCAACGCCACUCCAGAAGCUUAGAGGAGGAACCCAGCUGGGAUGGGGUACGAGCCUCUGGGAAAUUACUCACUUACACAUUUUAAGUACUAGACACUAGACAUCCCCCCGCUAAGGGUAAAUGCUAGUAGUCAAGGUUUGAUUUGGAGGGUGAAUGACGCACAUAGCAAGAUGUAUCUUACUUGUGUUUUUUUUUUAAUUGCAUUAUUUCAAAGAUAAAUUGUCCCUCUUGCCUGCAUUUACUGUGCAGUGACAUUCCUGUUACCCUUUAGUGUUACCUUUAUAAGCCGAGCGUUCCAGAAGUUAUUUCCUUUAAUUGCUUUACGUACCAAUCAUAUAUGCUUUCACCAGAUGGGUAGCAUCCUUACUUUGGUACUUGCUGGUGUACAGACUUUCUGUAAUCAGAGCUAACUAAUAGAAGGGGCACACCCUCAGUUUUCUAGAAGUUCUUUAAAAAUAACCUUUUAUUACUAAAGAAGCAUUAUGAGUGCAAUAAAAAGAAUAGAAAAAAUAAACUAAAAACAUUAUAUUGCUACCAUUCAAAGAUUAUCACUAACACCUUAAGGCAUAUCCUUCCAGAUCUUUUUCUGUGCGUAUAUACUUACAUUUUUUAACCAGAGUAAGAUCAUUUCUACAUAGUGCUCUGUAAGUCAUUUUUCAGUCAACAAUCCUUGUUUCCUCAUCUGGAAUACUUUUACCUCAGAUCAUAUUCAGGUUUCCCCAGUUGUCCUCAAAUUUAUACUUGGUCUGUCCAGACUAGUAUCCAUUCUGUGACCUACCACUACAACUGGUCAUGUCCCUUCAAGUCCGUUAAGUCUAUCUUAAUCCAGUACAGUCCCUUUUAUGACAUUGAGUUGUUGAAGAGAGACUGGGGCAGUUGUCCUGUAGAAUCCCCAUUUUGUUCUUUCAAGGUGUUAUAUCGCUUGUCCCUUUAUUUCCUGAAUUACCUGUAAUCUAAAAGUUUUAUCUAAAAGCUUCAUGGAUUUGAAUAAAACAUUUUUUUUUUUUGCUGGAAUAUAUCCUAGAUGAGACACAUGCUUUAAAUCUCAUCACAUCAGAAAACACAUAAUAUCUAGUUGACCUACCACUAAAUGAUGCCGAUAGCCUCAUCCCCCACUUACGUUUUCUCCAUUGUGACUUGUGAGUUUUCUAUCUGGUUUUCCUUUGGCAGCGAAUGAAUGCCCAGUUCCCAUUAGCCA